AUGUCGUUAUCGCGUAAGUCGGAAGAAGAGCACAAUUCGCCCGGCGAUGAAGCCCUGGAGGAAGUAAACCAACACGUUAGAGAGGCUUUUAAUAUUCUGAAGCGAGAGACGAAUAAAGUUCGCAAAGAGAAGGAGGCUUUUGACGAGGUGGCGAAGAAACUUGAGCACAUCCACUUCUCAAAGAUGCUGAAACUUAAUGUCGGCGGCCACCGUUUCGAUACCAGUUUGGAGACUAUGAACAAAGAUCCAGGUACCUCUUAUAAAAUUAACAGACGUUUUAACGAAAUCAGUCCAGUUGGUCCUUCAAUGGAAAUAUCAUGGUAUAACAUCUAAUGAUAUAAAAUUAUGCACUUGAACUACUUUCACUUUCGGCGGUUUGAUAGAGGAACCUAAAUCACAAACUACAAGUUUUGCCCCAUAGAGAAAAAGCUCUGUUUGUGGAAAAAAUAGUUUCUGACGCUUUUUCGUACAUUUUUAUUUAGUCUAGUAUUUAUAAACUUUGCUUUUGAGUAGAAGUGUACUCGACUGUGAAAAAUAUUUGUAAGCUAGUUCGGGGAAAAGAUUUCACCCCAACUUUCUUGUGAAAACUCCUCUUAAAGGGCAGCUAUAGACACUAAUAUAUGUUUUUAUUCUCAGGGUCGAUGCUGCACGCCAUGUUUUCUGGAAGAUUUGACACAAAACCUGGCGAGGAUGGAUCUUACUUUAUCGAUCGAGAUGGAACACACUUCCGACAUAUCUUAAAUUAUCUUCGCACUGGAAAACUUAUGCUACCAGAUGACAAAAUUGUGCGUAACGAAUUACUAACCGAAGCCGAGUUUUACCAGAUCGAAGGAAUAAUUGAAGAUUUGAGAGCAAGGCCGUUCAACGCUUCUACGAUCCUUUCAUCAGAGCAACGAAAACAACUGAUCGACUUCCUGAAGGAAACCAUCGAAAGUGCAAGUGACGACUACGUUUUGUUAUACCGCGCUUCCCAGAAUGGUUGGACAGCUGCCAACUUUCACUCUUACUGUGACGGCAAAGGACCCACAGUUAUAGUAAUCAAGAGUGGGAACUACGUGUUUGGAGGAUACACUGAAGAACAAUGGGAUCAACCUGGUAAGUCCUUAUAACUCUAACGCACUUUUCACUAACUUUUGUUGUAGUCUUUUGUUUUCUUCAAAUAAAAAGUUGAGUUUCGAAUUGCGUGACGUCUGUAUGUUGGGAAGACGGAAGUAGGCUCAUGAUCCCUCACUUCGUUUAACUCGUGACCAUUCCUCUAUGAAAAAGGCUCAAUACUGUCAAUUAACCCCUCAGAAGUACUUUGACAUAAAAAUUAAAUAAUAAUAAUAACAAGAAUAAAAAGUGUUUUCAUCGAACAAAAAGUUGAGUUUCGAAUUGCGUGACAUCUGCAUAUUGGAAAGACAGGUAAGCCCAAAAUUUCCCUCGCUAUUCUAACUUGUGACCAUUCUCCAAUGAAAAGUCUCAUUCCUCCCAAAAUUAAACUAGCCGCAAAAAUUAUUUGAUUUAAAUUUUGCCCGUCACGCAGAAUCUAUUGUCAUGGUUUGAAUUAUUUUUAGACAAAGGCACUUUUGUUCGUUAUCCUCCGAGACUUUACCUUCGGGUAGUUUAUACCGCGCGCGGCAAGUUUAGAGUUCAGGAGAAAAUGUUUAUAUGAGGCAACGUUUCCGUUGGGACAGUUUCGAGGCCGAAGAGAUUUGAAGAGAAAAUGACGUGUGCAGUAAGGAAGGGGGGGGUAGGGGUUUUAAAGUCGAUUGUUGACAUUAACUUAAAUGCCGUGCUGACUUUGCCGUUUAGGUUGUUACGACCGAUUUAUUUUUCGUUUACACCAACUUGUUCGGUUGAUGGUUGAAUAAUAGAAAAAGCAUUCUAAAAGCUAAGUUUUUUCGUUUUUCUCACGAUGUAGUCACGUGUGAUGUAGAUCGCGACGUUUCCACUGCAUACUUUUAGUCUUCUUCAGACGAUGAGGUCGACUAGUCAUGCGUGAUCUUAAAAGCCUGAUGCUCUGCUGAGAUUAGCUGUUUUUUAACAGCUCUGAUUGGUGCAUUUCAAUCCUUUUUCCAUUUUCCAAUCAGAGCUGUUGAAAAACAACUAAUCACAGCAGAGCAUCAUGCUCAUAAGAUCACGCAUGACCAGUCGACCUCAUCGCCUGAAGAAGCAGUAUGCAGUCGAAAUGUCGCGAUCUACAUCACACGUGACUACAUCGUGACUGUGCUGAGAAAAUGUAAGACUGUUAGAAAAAAUCCCUCCGAAAAUGUCAAUGCAUAAGAAGAGUUUUAUACUCAUAUAAAGGAACUUUUACUCACUCUUCUCUAAGAGCCUCUCGGACCGUUUUGGAUGGGUAAAUCAUCUGGUCAAUGUAGAGAACGUUUUAUAAUCCGAGACUUUUGUUGUUGUUGUUGUUCAGCUGGAGGAGCCAAUUACAAAAAAGCUCCUGAGUCUUUCCUGUUCAGCCUUGUCAACCCAAACAGUUUACCCCCUUCAAAGCUACCACUGAUAACUGGAAAAGAGGGGAAUGCAGUCCACUGUCACAAUGGGUAUGGGCCCACAUUUGGAAGUGGCCAUGACCUUCGUAUUGUCAGUGCUCCAAAUUCUAACAACUGCAGUGUCAGCCUGAAUAACUCGUACCAGUGUCCUACCGGUCAGAAUGCUGCCACAUUUCUUCAAGGGAACCAGAAUUUCACCAUUAGUGAAAUGGAAGUUUUUGGCUUUGAGAAGCAGUGAAAAUGCUUCGAUAUAAUUCUGCAAUUGGGGCGAUCGGUACUGCUUUCCAGAAAAUUGUGUCUUUUUCAUGUUUUUCUUAUAAUUACAUUGAUAAAAUGGUCGAUCGGUUUGUCAUUUUAGAAUAGGGUUCAGUUGUUACCGAGACCUGAGGGCAGAAUUCUUAGAAUAAACUUCUGUGAAACUUGCUAGAGUGUGCUGAUUCUGUCUCGAGAUCUCUAGGAAAUACAUACUGGACGGAAAAGCAUUUGCAAAGAAGACUGCCCGUAAAUGUACUAAUAAAGGGUAAGAGUCACUUAAGGUGUUUCGACAGGAACCGUGGGUGGGGGCAGGUAGGGUCAGUUUGUUUCAUCAUGGUUGUAUUGGGGAGGGGGGAGGGUGAGUAAGGUUUUUUAACUGGCUUCUCAUUAAAAUUUAUGGGGUUGCCAAAUUUUUUAAAACUAUCUUAGGUCAAUACUCUUUAGAGCUGAAAGGAAGGUCGUGUUUUGUACUUAUGCGAGGUCAUAUUAAAAAAAAAAAAAAAAAAAAAGGAACCGUCAUUUCCAUCUAAAUUUCUUUUCUCCUUAAAAUUAAGCGUUGCUCCAGUCGUCUUGGUUCUGUAAUGAGAUGAGAAGUAGUGUUAUAUGUAAUCCUCAGGUGGAAAAUUCGAAUUUCAAGCAUAACAAGUUCUCUACACCGAGAAAGAGAGGCUAAGAAAUCGCACCUUGGACCGAUGCAUACUCUAUAAUCAAAGCCCCGGCCAUUCGAAGGCCGGAUGGCGAAAAAUUCUAUCUAAAGGAUAAAUCGCUAUCCAGCGGAUAAGAGUUAAAAAAGAAUGCUGAAUUAUCCAACAGAUAGAGAUUUAUCCAGAAGAUAGCGUUAUCCACCCUUUGAGUAAGUUUUGUGGCUUAUUAUUUUAAGAAAUUUUUUUCUGCGGAUACUUACUUUUGUCGAUCCAGGAAAAUCAGAGAACUAUCAAAACCAUAACAUUUUCAUACAUCCUUUCUAUCUUUUGUAAAGUUCUAUAUUAUUUUCAUUCAUCUCCUCGUCUGGCAUUAAUUUUAAAUGUUAUUUUCUCCUCUUUGCAUUUGGUUGAAUUUAGCGAUUUCAUUCUAAUAGCGGGUUUCUUGCAAAGUCAGUGGUGUUCAGCUAAAUGGUGUAAAUAUAGAAUCACAGUUAUUGAUGAUUAACAUCAUUAAUUUUCAUGCAUGGCGUGACGACUUGACAUUUAUGCAUGAUUAAAUUGAUUCACCCAUAAAUUUCCGAGAAGUCAACAAACCGAGGAUCAAAGCAGCACGGACAUUCUCAGAUUAGACGAAUUAUCUCGGACUUCUCGGAAAAAAGUUUAAUUUCGAUUCCUGUCCUUUUGUAUAACCCCCUUGAAUUAAGAUGUCUUCGAAGCGUAUCCCAAAGAAAGAAUUACCCGACGAUGAAGCCUUAGACGAAGUAAAUAAACACAUCAAAGACGCUUUCGACAUUCUGAAGCGUGAGACGAACAAGCUUCGCAAGGAAAGAAAUGCGUUUGACGAGGUGGCAAAGAAGCUCGAGCAUGUUCAUUUCUCGACCAUGCUGAAACUCAACGUCGGAGGCCAUUUUUUCUCCACAAGUUUGGCGACUAUGACUAAAGAUCCAGGUACUUUGAAGCAAGUUUUGAAUUUUGAACUAAGACUGAGAUCUAGCUGUCUGAUAUACUGAACAAAGUUCGCUUCCAUUCAAUUGUUAUCCAUUAAUUCAAAUCCUGUUUGCGUUCGUAGCUGUUUUAUUAGUUGAGAAAAAAAAUUCUUACGUUUUGAAGGCUGACUUCUGCUAUUAAAAGAGCUUACACCUGUCUCUUUUCUUAAAACGAACAGACACGUGGAACGCAAUCUUAAAUAAUCCGCCAUUAUUUUCAGUAAUUAAUUGAAUACAUCACGCUAAAAGACAUUUUCGAUAUGGUUGAAUGCUUUGUGAUGUUCGAUGCCACCCGCCAUCGAAUUUGGCCAAAUUGGGUAAAUGAAGUUGAUUCUUUUUGAAAAAAUCGGAUUUAGGUAUUAAAAGGGUUUUGUUCAUCUUGUUUUCACAGGUUCCAUGUUACAUGCCAUGUUUUCAGGCAGAUUUGACACAAAACCUGGUGAUGAUGGAUCUUACUUCAUCGAUCGAGAUGGAACACACUUCCGACAUAUCUUAAAUUAUCUUCGCACUGGGAAACUCGUCUUACCGGACGAUAAAGUCGUUCGCAAGGAGUUGUUAAACGAGGCAGAAUUCUAUCAAAUCGAUGGGAUACUCGAUGAGUUGAAAGCAAAACCGUUUAAAGAUUCUGCAAUUCUCUCUUCAGAACAGCGCGAAACCUUGGUGGACUGGUUGAAGCACACUCGCGAAAGCUUAAGCGACGAUUACGUGUUGUUAUACCGAGCUUCUCGCGAUGGAUGGACCGCCUCUAACUUUCACUCCCGCUGUGAUAACAAAGGACCAACAGUUACAGUGAUUAAGAGCGGAAAUUACAUAUUUGGAGGAUAUACUGAGCAGGCAUGGCAAUCGUCAAGUAAGAGACCUUUCUUCCUUUAUCCCCCUUCCCCCCCCCCCAUGAUAAAAUAUCUCAUCAUAACAUUUUGCUCUCAAAGUUGUUGUUUACUUUCCCUUUACAAUUUAAUUACAGAAGCAAGAAGUCUUUUGUUUGGGAAUUUCUAUAUUUUUUUUGUUUUCUUUUUUGGGGAGAUGUAACAAUGAUUUUGCCAAAAUACGAAAAGAACUUAAAUCGGUCAGAAAGUGAUACCUUUACAAUCGAUUUAGCUCUACAAAAAACUGCCAAAUGAGAGCUUCCUGGCAUACAGCACAAACCAUCUUAAGAAUCUUUUAGUAAGCCUUCUCCUUUCACAAAUUAAUGAAAAACUAAUAGCAGUUUCAAUAAACCACUCCCCCUCCUAUCUAGCACAGUGAUAAAAGAGUUGUCAGCUUGCUCACAUUUCUGAGGAAUAAACCCUUUUUACUGACAGUUCAAUGAAAAUAUAAGGUUUUAAAGGACCCCCUUAUAUCAUGAAUAAUGCAUUGCUGUUUUUGUUGUUGUUGUUAUCUUAUUUUUGUUUGCUUGUUUUGUUUUUGUUUUGUUUUGUUUUUUUUUUUUGUUUUCCUGUUUUGUUUUUUUGUUGUUUGUUUUUCGUUUGAGAGGGACUUUUGUCUUAUCACAGGAUGUUUUUGGUAUAUUUUUAUCUAGGUGUUAAAAUGAAUCUUUAAAAAGUUAACCACUAAGCCUUCUUUAUUUCAAGGAAGUGAACUUCUGUCUCAUACCAUAGUAAGCUAAGGUCAGAGUGAUUUUUUAGAGGUCGUGAUGCACUGACAUGAAAAUGACAGUUCUGGCCACAAGUACAGGCAUUAACUAUUGCUGUGACAAUUUCUUGUCCUGGUUUUGUCCCUAUUUGCUAUCGAUAAUUGUCGUACAACCAAUCUAACUUAGUAAAUAUUUUUUUAUCAGGUACUGUACUGUACAAAAGAGCACCAGGUUCUUUCCUGUUCAGCCUUGUCAAUGCUAGUGGCUUGCCACCAACAAAGUUGCCUUUGGUAGUUGGAAAGGAAGAAAAAGCUAUCUCUUGCUACAGUAACAAUGGUCCAAUAUUUGGAGGUAACGAUCUUAGCAUUACAAAUUCUCCAAAUUCUAACCUGUGCACUGUAAACCUCAACAACAAGUACCAGUGUCCAGUUGGUCAGAAUGGUACUACGUUUUUAACCGGAAAUCAAAACUUUUAUGUGAACGAAAUGGAAGUAUUUGUAUUCGAAAAUUAA
Pocillopora meandrina is the source of this 6453-nucleotide messenger RNA. The record is from the annotation of a GenBank genome assembly. Lineage: Eukaryota; Metazoa; Cnidaria; Anthozoa; Scleractinia; Pocilloporidae.